Fusarium sp. VM40 is the source of this 681-nucleotide messenger RNA. The record is from the annotation of a GenBank genome assembly. Lineage: Eukaryota; Fungi; Ascomycota; Sordariomycetes; Hypocreales; Nectriaceae.
AUGGAAGUCCCGGUUGACAUAAAACAACGUCUUCGUGCAUCCUACAAUGCUAUAGCACCCAAAUACAACACCUGGACGGAGCGCCAUCAUAAUCUUCGUCAAUCCUAUCUCGACAAGCUACUUGAACAUUGCCCAGAACUAGCAUCAUCUAAUGAUAGCUCAAAGAAGGGUGUGCUUGAGCUGGGAUGUGGUUCCGGAAGCCCUUUUCUCACAACCUUACUCUCCAGAAGCUCGUCUGUGCACGUACACGCCAACGAUCUGUCAGACGUUCAACUCGAUACUGCACGCAAAAACUUGGCUACAUACGAAGGGCGUGUCGAUUUUCAUCCGGGAGACAUGAUGAAGCUUCACUUUGCGCCCGGAUCUCUCACAGCAGCCGUAGCUUUGUACAGCAUCAUUCAUCUGCCACAAGAGGAACAGAAAGAGAUGAUGAAGCGGAUUGGCAGUUGGCUAGUACCCGGGGGUGUAUUCCUGUCGACAUUCGUUGUUGAUGAAGCGUCUGUUCUUGUUGAGGAGAAGUGGAUUGAUGAGAACGGGUGGAUGUUCUGGAGUGGUCUUGGGCGGGACGAGGUGAUCAAGACAUUGGCCAAUGACGCUGGAUUGAGUAUUGAACAUGCAGUGGUGGAGGGAGAUGCGGAAGAAAGCUUUCUAUGGAUAAUUGCUAAGAAGCCUGAAGUGUGA